Molecule: messenger RNA, 6518 nt
Organism: Cornus florida
Lineage: Eukaryota; Viridiplantae; Streptophyta; Magnoliopsida; Cornales; Cornaceae
Product: calcineurin-binding protein 1
Exons: 19
Coding region: 244-6282 (2012 amino acids)
Biological process (GO): chromatin organization
Cellular component (GO): nucleus
Molecular function (GO): nucleosome binding; protein binding
Source: RefSeq, a predicted model, not a curated record
UCAUCUCCAAAGUCACUGCAACCUACCCUAAAAUUAUAAGGACAAUUGGACCCGUUAGCUUUAACCCUCUCCAAACCAACCCUGCCCCCAAAACCCAAAUCCUCUGAUAAAAAAGGUGGGAAUUUGCAGCAAAACCCCACUUCCAAAACUGAAAGACGUUGAAACCCAAAGCACCUAAAAACAUAACCGACAAGAGAAACAACUAGCGACACUCGUAGGACCUCAAUUUGGAAGAAGAACAAAAUGUUCUCAAUUGCAGCCAUUAACGACGUAGACUCAAAAGGCCAGUGGGAACCUUUAGCCCCAACAAAAGAAGUUCAGGAAUUUCAUCUUUCACAAACUUACCAAGAAGGACUCAAGAAGCUAGAAGCCAAAGAAUACGAAAAGGCUCGUGAACUUUUAGAAUCUGUUUUAAAGGACCCUCUUAUAUCAAGUGCUCAGGUGGAAAGCAGUGCUAGUGAUGGUCAUCUUUUACAACUCAGAUUUUUGGCGCUGAAGAACCUUGCCACCGUUUUUCUUCAACAAGGUUCUAACCAUUAUGAGAAUGCCCUGCACUGCUAUCUUCAAGCUGUAGAGAUUGAUGCCAAAGAUUCUGUUGUUUGGAACCAGCUAGGAACAUUGUCCUGCUCAAUGGGCUUGUUGAGCAUCUCACGUUGGGCAUUUGAGCAGGGGCUGUUUUGCAGCCCCAAUAACUGGAAUUGCAUGGAGAAACUCUUGGAAGUUCUAAUUGCUAUCAGCGACGAGGUUGCUUGUCUUUCUGUUGCAGAGUUAAUUUUGAGGCAUUGGCCAUCACACUCCCGUGCUUUGCAUGUCAAAAAAACCAUUGAGGAGUCGGAACCAAUUCUGUUUGCUCCUAGAGGCAUAGACAAACUGGAGCCAAAACACGUCCGUCUUAAAUUCCUUGACAAGAGAAAAGCAACGGAUGAGAAUAUAGAUGAGGGCGUUGCAUCUAAAAAGUUGAACCAGAGGAUAGAAUUGCAUCUUGCAGAAGCUUCAUGGACAGCUCUUGUUAAUGCACUCCUGGAAAUCUUACUUCCAUUGAAUGGAUGUGGUUCUGACCAAGGGGCUGACAAAUUAUGCAGAUCCGGGGAUAUUGGAUUAAGUAUACAAUUGCCUCAUAGUUCAGAAAAUUAUAUGCGGCCCAUGGAAAGGAAAGGACCUACUGUCACCUCAGUUGGUGAAAAUAUGUCACUCAGUGAUUGUAACUCUGAGAAAGCAAGUUCUUUAAAAGAAAAAGAAGCAAGUGCUUAUGAAGAACAGCCUCAAGAGCGGCGAAGUAGUCGUCUAGAAAGGCUUAGGAGCCGUAAACCUGGAAAAGAAGAAUUAGAUUUUGACACUGGUAAGGAUCUGGCUAAAGUAGUAGUUCAAUAUUUAGAACCUUUUAUUGUGGGUGGAUCAGGAACUAGAGAUUGUACCAAUGCUCCAAGUUUUUCUGUUUCUUGUGCUGAGGUUGUGGCUAAUCAAGUGGGUAGUGAAUUUGAUGAUGUUACUAAAUUUGUCGGCGAAACUUCAAAAAAUUAUGGCGCUUACCACAUGGGACACUUGCUUCUAGAGGAUGUUUCAAAUAGAAGUAUUUUAUACCGGGAUACCUUUUUCAAAUUUUUGGAGUUGGAGAAGUUGACAAGGCAAUGGGGACGAGGUAGGACCCCUGAGUGCGGUCUUUUUCUUGCUGAGCUGUAUUAUGACUUCGGUUCUCGUUCUUCUGACAUGUCCAGACUGUCUGACUUCAUGUCAGAGGCAUCUUUUCAUCUUUGUAAAAUCAUUGAAUCUGUGGCUUUGGAUUAUCCUUUCCAUGCAAGUGAUAAAAGCUAUAAAAAUUUCUCUUUAACGUAUAGCUCUGAAAAUAAUUGCGAUUUGUCAACUGGAACUACUUAUGUGUUGACCAAUAACCGCUCCUUCUGGAUUCGCUUUUUUUGGUUAAGUGGGCGAUUAUCAAUUUUUGAUGGCAACAAGGCAAAAGCUCAAGAAGAAUUUUCUAUUUCUUUAUCACUUUUGAAAAACAAUGAAAAUGUGAAUGAUUCUCUUAGUUCCGUUCGCUUGCCACACUGCAAGGUUAUUCAAGAGUUAACUGCAGAUUGGAUUCUCCAUGAAAUUAAUUUAUUAGAGGUUGAUUUCUUGUUGAAGAAGAAUGUGGGUGAGAUGAUUGAGAAAGAAAUGAAUAUUGAGUGUGUAAGUGUGCUUUCUCCCCUUCUAUUUUCUACCAAAGAUGUUCACCUUGAUUUAUUUUGUGGUUUUGGUAAAGAAGGUGAAGGGGUUUCUUCAGUUGAACUAUCGGCACUGGAUGUUUUGAUCCAAGCAUGUGAAAAGGCAAAACCAAUGGACACCGAGGUGUAUUGGAAAUGUCACAGGCGGAAGCUCCAAUUACUGAUGGUUGCUGCUGGAGUGGAAGAAUGUCUUGCUUCGUGUAAAUCUGUUCACAGGGUGUCAGGGUUAAAAGCACUUUCAACUUUUGAGACAGAAUCAAAGGAAAUCCUAGGCAAGAACUGGAACCACUUGGUUGCAGAAGAAGUAAAGGCUAUCUCUCGAUAUGCAUCACAGAUGAAGAACUUUGUUGAUCCACACAGAGAUUCUAAUUGCUUUAUUGUUCCAAUGGGAAUCAUUGGUGAUAUUCAGUCUUUGCUGUUGGCACUUAUGUACAAUAUUGCCGGUGUUUCUUUCUCUAAGAAAUCUUGUGGUCUUGUAAGUUCAGAUCAAACUGAACAAAGCCAAAGAUGUUGUUUUACUGAUGCAGCCAUCACAUUCUGCAAACUUCAGCACCUGAACCCCAAUGUCCCUGUCAAAACUCAAAUUGAGUUGAUUGUGGCAACCCAUGACCUGCUUGCCGAGUAUGGGCUUUGCUGUGCAGGUGGAGAUGGUGAAGAGGAAGACGGAACAUUUCUUAAACUUUCAAUAAAGCAUCUAUUGGCUUUGGAUAUGAAGCUUAAAUCAAACUUUCAAUUUUUAAGCAAGGGAGUGGGAACAACUCCAUGUGACGAGCAACCUUUCCAUGAUAAUAAUGUCAAAACAUCUCUAAUGGAAUCAAAGUCGGAUACUCUGAAUGUGGUAGUGGGUCGGAAUGACAAAGAUGAAGCCAGCUCCAUUGAGAAGGAUGCUCUGGGAAGAAUGCCUUCUAAAGGCUUUUUAUCUCACGAAGCUGUGGAGAAAGAGAAUACAGGAAUAGAAUGUGGCAAGCAUGGUGGUGAUGGGCUUGAUUGUAUAUCACAUAAAGUAGAAAAAGCAAGCAGUCAAUUUAUUGAGUGUAGCAAUGCACUAACUGAAGAUGAAAGGGAGGAACUUGAGUUGGCAAUUGAAAAUGCUUUAGAUCAAUGUUUUUUCUGUUUAUAUGGCUUGAAUCUUAGAUCUGAUUCAUCCUAUGAAGAUGAUCUUGUGGCGCACAAGAAUACGAGCCGCGGUGAUUAUCAGACAAAAGAACAGUGUGCUGAUGUUUUCCAGUAUAUAUUGCCCUAUGCAAAAGCUUCAACUAGAACUGGGUUGAUCAAGCUUCGGAGAGUAUUAAGAGCUAUACGCAAGCACUUUCCACAGCCACCAGACAAUGUAUUGGCUGGAAAUGCUAUAGAUAAGUUCUUAGAUGGCCUUGAUUUGUGUGAAGACAAACUCUCAGAGGAGGCUGGGUCUGAUGGGUUUCUUGAUUCCAUCACGAAGAUUAUAUUUCCCAAUGAGGAAAAUCUCAAACAACAAAAGAUAUCAUCAGUAGGGAGUUCUGACCCAUAUUUGGAGGUUUAUUGCAACUUGUAUUAUCUCCUUGCUCAGUCUGAGGAAAUGAGUGCAACUGAUAAAUGGGCUGGUUUUGUACUCACCAAGGAAGGGGAAGAAUUUGUAGACCAAAAUGCAAAGCUCUUCAAAUAUGAUUUACUGUACAACCCUUUACGCUUUGAGAGUUGGCAAAGGCUUGCAAAUAUCUAUGACGAGGAGGUGGAUUUGUUGCUAAAUGAUGGCAGUAAGCAGAUCAACGUUGAAGCUUGGAGGAGGAAUGCCGCUUUACCUCAGAGAGUUGAGGCAAGUCGUAGGAGGAGUAGGCGAUGUUUGUUAAUGACUUUGGCUUUAGCAAAGACAUCAGUUCAACAGGGGGAGAUACAUGAGCUGUUGGCCUUAGUAUACUAUGAUGGCCUUCAGAAUGUGGUACCAUUUUAUGAUCAAAGAUCCAUUGUACCCUCAAGGGAUGCAGCAUGGGUGAUGUUUUGUCAAAACUCAAUGAGACAUUUCAAGAAGGCGCUUGCACUUAAGGAAGAUUGGUCUCAUGCAUUUUAUAUGGGCAAACUUUCCGAAAAGCUAGGAUACUCACAUGAUAUAUCAUUCUCAUAUUAUGAGAAAGCUAUUGAUUUGAAUCAGUCAGCUGUGGAUCCUUUCUACAGAAUGCAUGCUUCACGCCUGAAAUUACUUUGUACAUGUGGAAAACAAAAUGAAGAGGCUCUAAAGGUUGUUGCAGCCUAUUCCUUUAAUCAAUCAACAAAGGAGGCUGUCAUGAAUAUUUUAGGUAGAAUGGGUUCUGAAAUUUCAGACUCCUUGAUGGAUGUUGAGGAAAAAAGCACUCAAGCAAAUCCUGAGGAUGGAAAUCAAGUGGGUUCUCAUCAUUUGGAAGACGCGUGGAAUAUGCUUUACAGUGAUUGCCUCUCUGCUCUUGAAAUUUGUGUGGAAGGGGACCUUAAACAUUUUCAUAAGGCCAGAUAUAUGCUUGCUCAAGGGCUGUACAGAAGGGGUCAGACUGAAGAUCUGGAGAAAGCAAAGGAUGAACUUUCCUUUUGCUUUAAGUCAACUCGCUCUUCCUUCACAAUUAACAUGUGGGAGAUUGAAAAUAUGGUCAAAAAAGGAAGGCGCAAAACACCAGGUCUUUCUGGGAACCGAAAAGUUCUCGAAGUUAACUUGGCCGAGAGUUCUCGUAAAUUCAUCACUUGUAUUCGGAAGUACAUUCUGCUCUACUUGAAACUGUUGGAGGAGACUGGAGACAUCUGUACCCUUGACCGAGCUUAUAUCUCUAUUAGGGCGGAUAAGAGGUUCUCCUUGUGCCUUGAAGAUCUAGUUCCAGUAGCUCUUGGGAGGUACAUUAAAGCCCUAAUUUCAUCCGUCCAUCGAACUGAGACUGUUGGCUAUGGUCCUGCAAGCAACCCUCCUGAGCAUAUUCUAGAAAAAAUGUUCUCUUUAUUCAUGGAACAGAUGAACUUAUGGUCAGAGAUAUGCAGUUUGCCUGAGAUCAAGAGCCCGGAAUUAUCAGAGAGCAGCUUAUACGGAUAUCUUUACCAAUAUAUCCAGUUGUUAGAGAGAAAUGUCAGACUGGAAACACUUGAAGCAAUAAAUGAGAAGAUACGGAAGCGUUUCAAGAAUCCAAAAUUGUCAAAUAGUAAUAGUGCUAAAAUUUAUAAGCAUGUUUCUGUUGCUUUGUGUAGAUCUCUUGUAUUUAACUUGGCCUUAAUUACUCCACUACAUUCCAAAAUCUCAAAUGAGGCCCAGGUCCAUAAUCUGUUAGAUAGUGAAUCAGAAAACAGCCAGGUGCUCUUUGUUGAUCUGCAAACAAGUGAAUUGUGGAAUUCAUCAUUGGAGGAUCCAACCCAUCUAAAAAAUCUUGAAACAAAAUGGAACCCUUUGUUGUCUAAGAUCAAGAAUACUAUAAUCAAGAAAUCUUCAGAGCAAGAUUUGGAGACCGCCGCCUCACUGCUCAGAUGUUCUCACAACUUCUAUCGGGACACCUCUUCUUCAAUGCUCCCAUCAGGUGUCAACCUCUAUAUGUUGCCAUCUCAGUUAGUAAAAGAAGCACCUUUUCAGCUGGGUACCGAUGGGAUGCUUGAUCUGAGUAUUCCACGGAAGCUUCUCCUGUGGGCCUACACAUUAUUGCAUGGGCGUUGCACAAGUAUCUCAGUCGCUGUAAAGUAUUGUGAAGAAAAUGCAAAGUCGAAGAUGAAAAAGGGAACUGGAAGUUCAACCACGCCCACAAAUACAAGUGCUCCCACUGCUACUACUACUCAUACAGUUGGCGGGAAAGAUGGAGCAAGUAAAUGUAGUGAAGCAGACGUUGCUCCAUCCACUAAUAUGGCAUCUGCUGGUGUGCCUAAAAGUGAGAAUGCACACAUUAUGGCAUCUACUACCUUGCCUGAAAGUGAGCGUGCACGGACUCCGGCAUCUGCUUCUGUACCUGAAGGCAGGAGCAGGCAUGGCCGCAGCAUUACUUCUUCCAGUGAUAGCCAAAGGAUUUUAUCAGCCACUCAGCAUCUGCUGCUUCAUUGUAGUAACACUACCGCAGAAAGGAGCAAUGUGGACGUGCAAGAUGAGACAGAUCCUAAUAAAACUUGACUUCUUCAUUGUCAUGUAAAAUUUUCUUUUAAUUCGAUAAAUCUCGAUUUGCUGCAAAAUUGCCCCAUAUGGGUAUUGUUGUGUAUUGUAAAAGGAAAAAAUGUACUUGUAUCUGUUAGGUGGAAUAGCUUCUUUGAAACCAUAGAGCCCGCAUUUUGUAUAGUUUGUGGUGAUAUAGCUGAAAAUUGGAAUCAUUUCAGUUUUCAUAUUUACAUGUUACAAGAGCAUUUAUAGCA